Prunus dulcis (almond) is the source of this 1094-nucleotide messenger RNA. Its product is annotated as segmentation polarity homeobox protein engrailed. The record is from RefSeq and is a predicted model, not a curated record. NCBI's taxonomy places the organism in Eukaryota, Viridiplantae, Streptophyta, Magnoliopsida, Rosales, Rosaceae. Bases 17 to 883 code for a protein of 288 amino acids. The transcript has a single exon.
AUCAAAUUCUAGCAAAAUGGGUUCUUGCAUUAGCAAAUGCAGACCCAGAAGACACAUGAUAGAUGAACUCAAUCAUGUCCAAGACAAGCUGGUAAUCUCACAAGCUCCAUCUAGAUUAGCUGCUCCUCCAAUUUCUGCUUCAAACAAAAUCUCCCCCUCUCCUCCAUCCCCUUCCAAUUCCACUUCCUCUGCUUCUUCCUUCACUUGCACCACCAACACAAGCACUUCCCACACCAGCAGCUCACUAACCUCAACCCUGUCAAGUGCUUCUUCAGUCUUGAGUUCGAAAAUCGACCGGUCUUUCUCCAACGAGUUCUUGUGGUCAUGUUACAAGGAAAACCCACAUGUAGUUCGGAUUAAUUCACUCAAAGAAGCAAGCUUUUCCUCAUCAUCACUGCCACAGAAGCCGCUUUUGCCAGCAGCAGUGAAGAAGAAGCAGCCAAACCUGAAAAACGCAAAUGCGUCUGUUACGCCUCAAAAGAGAGUGAGGUCAAGCUCACCAACCCCAUUAACAAGACAAAAGAGCUUCCGAAAAGAGCCAGAGAGGCCGCCUAUGAUCUCUGCAUAUUCUCACCCAAGUAGAAUCUUGAGGUCACCUUCUCCAAGCAGAAGGUUCAACAUGGCAAACCCACCAAAAGAAUCAAGCCAUUCAAAGCCUAACGCGUUGAAUCUCAGGCCUGCAGCAAGUUCAAAUUACAGCAAUUCAAGCCGGCUGCUUAGACCUUAUUUGAGGAACAGAGAAACAGAGACGCGCAUUCACAGGAUCAGCUCCAAAAUUGAUGAGGUUGCAGUUGGAGAAGCUCUAGCUGACUAUAUGGACUCUCUUCCAGCAGAGGACAUUGACAACCCCUUAAUCUCUCUCGAUUGUUUUAUCUUCCUCUAGUAGAUUAAUAUUGUGAGUGUGUGUGUGGUCGUGCAUAUAUAUAUUUGAAAAGGUUGUGAAUUCAUUCAUUUAUAUGAUCUGCUGGAUCAAAUUAAUUCAUUUCAACUUCUGUAAAUUUAUUUGGUUUGCCUUGUUUUUUCUUUUAAAUUUUUUGUAUCGUUACCCGAUUGUUUGUUUUGAUGAAAAUUACGAGAAAUGUUUGAUGUGUUUA